AUGGUAGGUGUACCUCGCAGCAGCGGCUGUCGCCUCUGUGUAAAACGCCGGGUGAAGGUAUGUAUCCCCGCCGCUCAGGACAAUUUCGCCUUCAUAACUUACCGAACGCCACAGUGCGAUGAAAGGGUUCCAGGCUGUGCCAAGUGUGAAACAUAUGGUCAGCUAUGUCCUGGAUAUGAGAAAGGCUUUAAAUUUAUUGCUGGAAAGCCCCAUAGAACCCGACGCCGCGCUCCUGAGACAAUAGAAGGACAGAGUAGCGACACAAGUCAUGCAUCGUCUAGCGUGAAUUCAAGCCCAAUUUCGAGCGCGCCUGGAUCUGAACUUCAAUGGGUGACCCGAGAAGAAAUUCCGUCCACUAUGAUUUCUGUCGAUCUAAACGUGCUACAAAGCAUAAGUGCUCUUAUCAAUGAUUUUACGUCUCCUGGUGCUCCGCAGAGCCCCGAUAUCCUUAUGGCCAGCUGGUUUGGAUCCCUACCAUCCAUUUAUGGGCAGAACCGAGCAUUGGAUGCGACAAUUAAAUCGUUCACAGCACAUCACUUUGGUCGAAUGCUGCAAAACCAACAAAUGGUUGUCUACUCCCGUUCGGCCUAUGGUGAAGCAUUGCACUGCCUUCGGAAGUCUCUCAUGAACACAUCGGAAGCCCUCUCCUCCAAUAUCCUUUGUACCGUUGUGUUGCUUUGCUUAUAUGAGCUUUUUACAGACACCGAGACUCCCGAUUCGUGGAUGAAGCACGCAAAAGGACUCGGCCAACUAGUGAAAGUACGGGGGUCUGAUCGAUACCGCAACCAGCUUGAAAUCUCAUUGCUAAAAUCUGCCCGGGGUCUAAUAGUUAUGCAUUCGAUGUUCUCGGGGGAAGAUUGUUUCUUGGCCUCCCAGGAAUGGCAUGAUCUGAUGCGAGAGCAACACAUAACGACCAUGUCGAAGGACUACCACGACAGUAUUGAGCAGUACUUUGCUUACUUCACCCACUCUCCACGGAUUGUACACAAUCUUUUCCGCCUGAGAGAAAUGGAUCACACAAUGCCAGAGACACUACAAGAGAUAUCCGAAGCUCUAACGCAGGUACUAGACAUGCAAAGUAAAAUGGCUGUCUGGUAUGAAAAAUGGUCUCAAAUAUCUUCUCCUCCAAUUGAGAUCCCUUCCUUCACUGGCGACGCUUUAUUCCCGAUGAUUUUAACAUAUAAAGAUGUGCUUGACGCCUCGGUAUAUUGCGGCUACUUUGCUUAUAUGGUAAUUAUCCAUGAAGCAUUGAGGAGUUUCGGGUAUCCAGGUCCCCAAGAGGCUAUGGUGACUUUCUUCCGCGAUCAAAUAUGCAAGUCAAUCGAGUACGCCGCAAUUGGAACUCUGGGUCCUUUUCGUAUCGGAUUUGCUAUGCGGGUUGCAAUCGAGACGGCAGACCCAUUAAUACGAUCAUGGCUUUUAAGUCACCUGCAAGAGUUUUCAAAGACCUAUGCUGCUGCCAAACCAGAGAACUAUGGACCAAUCCUAUGA
Molecule: messenger RNA, 1491 nt
Organism: Penicillium angulare
Lineage: Eukaryota; Fungi; Ascomycota; Eurotiomycetes; Eurotiales; Aspergillaceae
Exons: 3
Coding region: 1-1491 (496 amino acids)
Source: RefSeq, a predicted model, not a curated record